UCCUCCACUACACAGCGCUCUCUCCUAGGCGCAGCGCGUCUCCGGCUCCCGCACCCGGCAGUUCUAUAAAUACCUGGUGAAGAUUAAGAUCCCCUCCGACGGCAGAUAAGAUCUAUGCAAAUCGCCAGCCCGGCUUCUGUACAACUGUCAGGCCUCUUAAUGUUGUGGUUUGAGAGUCUGACGGAAUAACAUAACACACCAUGUGGCUGUAACGGAAGAAUUAUCCGCAGCAAGGAUUUACAAUUGAAACCUGCCGUUUUGCUACGUUUGCAAUGGAUUUUCUCAAAAAGAUUUUGCUGUACGCCAGCCUUUGCUUGUUUUGGGCGGACUGUUCCAACCCAGGCUGUGUGGAGGUUGAGUCGGACACUGAGGCAGUCAAGGACAGUAACAUGAAGCUGAGGUGCAUCUCCUGCAAGAAGCGGGGUGAAACUGAGGCGUCGACAACCGCCGAGUGGUUCUUCAGGCCAAAGAAGAACGAGACCUACUACAAGAUAUACGAAUACAGUUAUCCAGAUAUCGACAUCUCCUUUGGUGUCUUUGAGAAUCGGAUCGAGUGGGGGGGAAGUAAGCACACGACGGACAUCCAGGAGGCCACCAUCAUGCUGCACAACGUCACCUUCGAGGACGCUGGCACCUACAGGUGCUACUUCAACCGCACGUUCAUGUUCCGGAAAGGAGAGUUCAUUUUUUUCACACAGACAAACAAAACCAUCGAGCUGACGGUCGUUCCGAAAGCUAACCGUCUUCUGGCAUCCAUCAUUGGGGAGAUCAUGAUGUACUUUCUGAAUGUGGUGCUGACGUUGUGGCUGUUUGCAGAGAUGCUGUAUUGCUAUAAGAAAAUCGCGGCAGCAGGCGAAGAAGCUAUCCAGGAAAAUGCGUCGGAUUACUUGGCGAUAACUUCGGGAAGCAAGGAAGAUUGUACAGGGGUUCAAGUGGAAGAAUAACGAUGGGCGUGACGUGCACCCCUCUAGUGUAUUGUAACACAUGGGUACCGCUCAGCACAGACUUCAGGAAUGUGGCAUGUAUGGACAGCUCCCUCAGCUCACAUUGGAGCUGAAUUUUCAUCAGUUUUAUCUCUCUUCUGCAAGUCAACUUUCAGUUCCAAGAGAAUGCUUAAGACGUUAAACGUGCAUGAUCCUAGCCAAAUUCAGCAACAGAACAAAAAUAGAUCUUGCCCUUGGCAAGGUGUUUCCCGUCGGACCACCAAAGAGGUCGCCCGUCUUGCUGGAUCCGUUGCAAGUUUUGCGACAGGUUUCAAAGUUUCUCGAGGGCGGGUUAAAACCCCCACCUUCAGCACCCUGCCCCUCCGCCCCCGCCGCACCACUCGCUUUGCAGAAAUAUCAGAGGAAAGAGGGUGUUGCUUUCACGGGGCUGUCCGCUGUAGGGUUUUCGGGUGGUCUCUGCAACUCCCACCCCCACCCCCCCAUUCCCUCUCCCACCAUUUGGAGACAAGAGUUGGGGGGUGGGGUGGGUUUGUUUGCAGGGCGGGAGGUUCUCCUAACCGUCUGGUCUGUCGCUUGGGGGUCUUGCCUGCCAAUCUAUCCCGCGUGAUUUACCCUCUUGUAGACCACGGGUUGGAGACUCUGGAUAGGUGUUGGUGGGGCGAGGAGGGGUGGGAGUAGGGGGGUGGCGGCGGGGUUGGGGGGCGUUGUGGGGAGCUGGGACGUGGGAGGCGGGGGCUCGGAAAUUGCGAUUUCGCACCGGUCGCCUGUUGUUACAGGCGAGAGUCCGAUUGUCCUGCCUGCAGGUAUAGUCUCGCCACGGUGUUUAGGGGCAGAGAAUCCCGGCUGGCUCGGUUCCGGGGGCACUGCCCCUAUUGACAGGCAUGAUCUCACCAUCCUAGCAACAGACACACUGUCCUGGCAACAGGCACUGACUCACCCCCUUGUUACAGGCACAGUCCCAGUCUUUGUUACACUGUCCUCAUUACAAAGUCCCAGUGUUAUUCCAGCUACAGCAUUAUCGUUCUAGUUACAGUUGUAGCCAAAUUGUCCAUGUUACAGGCACAAUCUGAAAGUCACAGUCGAGUUCAUUGUCAGACGCACAGGUCCGUGUGUGCACGGGUGCAAUGAAAAACUUACUUGCAGCAGCGUCACAGGCACAGAGCAUCAGAGGCACAACAUUCACAAGAAAGACAUGAAUUAAACAUAAAUUAUACACAAUAUUUCCAAGAAGGAUCACAAUUAGAAUAAAACAAAGUCCAUUGUAGUGUAAAGCGGUCCCAGUGUUGCUGUACUGAGGCAGUGAUUAGGGUUGUGCCGGUCAGUUCAAGAACCGAAUAGUUGAAGGGAAGUCGCUGUUCCUGAACCUGGUGGUGUGGGGACUUCAGGCUUCUGUACCUCCUGCCCGAUGGGAGCUGCAGGCUGUCUUAGUUACACCCUAAGUCCUCAUGGUGCCGGUUGUGGGUGUAGUUCCACUGCCCUGUGUACAGGCACGAUCCGGUUGCCCCGGUUACUGAUGGAGUCUCACAAAAUCCUGGCGUCGCUGCCUGUUUGCGAUCUCCUGAUUACUCUGUCCUCGUAAAAGGCAGAGUCCUGGUGUUGUUGCAGGUACCGUCUUGCUGGUCUGGUUACAGGUGCAGUCAUGCUGUUGUGGGGGGGCUUGGUACAAGCACAGUCUCACUGUCCCUGGUUACAGGCAGAGGGUUGCUAUAUGGUCACGGGUGCAGUCUUGCUGUCGCGGUGACAGGCACAUGCUUACAGUCCCUGUUACAGGUUAGUUUCGGUGUCCCGGUUGAAAACACAGUCUCGUUCUAUGGUUACGAGUGUAUCCUGGUUACAGGCGCAAAAUCACAAUCCUGGAUAUAAGCAUAGCCUUGCCACUUGUUUGUGCCAUUCUGGUCUAGCUCAUCCUCAUUGCAGACAGGAUCACCAUUUUGUUACUGAUGUAGUAUUGCUGUCUUUGUUACAGGCAGAGUCUGAUUGUAGUAUUGCUGUCUUUGUUUCAGUCAUAGGCUCACUGUCCCAGUUACAGGUGGAACCUCACCGCCUGUUCUCUGUUCUCCUGUCACAAGCACAGUCCUGCUGUCCUGGUUACAGGCACACCUCCUUUCCCUGUACCAGGUGUACAACGUUAAUCUGCCAUCACUUUACAUCCAAGCUAAAAAAAAACCCAGACCAUUUCCACGGAUCUGUACUGACAUUUCUUCCCCCAACACUCCUUGCAACGGAAGCCAAAGUCUUCCUGGGAGUCUCUGAUCAGCCGUGGGACUGUGUGUGUGUGUGUGUGUGUGUGUGUGUGUGUGUGUGUAUAAGAGAGUGUGUGUGAGAGAGAGAUUUUGUGAGUGUAUGAGAGAGAGAUUUUGUGUGUGUGUGAGAGAGUGUGUGAGAGCAUGUGUGUGAGAGAAAUUUUGUGUAUGUGUGUGAAAGAGUGUGUGAGUGAGAGAUUUUGUGUGUGAGAGAGUGCGUAAAUCUGAGAGUGUGUGUAUGAGAAUGUGUGUCAGAGCAGUGUGUAUAAGGGUGUGUGUGUAAGAGAGAUUGUGAGUGUGAGAAAGGAACAAUAUGAGAGUGUGCACACACGUAUGUGAGAGACUGUGUGUGUGUGUGUGUGUGUGUGGUGGGGAUUUUGUGUGUGUGUGUGUGGGGUGGGGAUUUUGUGUGUGUGUGUGUGGGGUGGGGAUUUUAUGUGUGUGUGUGGUGGGGAUUUUGUGUGUGUGUGUGUGUGUGUGUGUGGUGGGGAUUUUGUGUGUUUGUGUGUGUGUGUGUGUGUGUGUGUGGUGGGGAUUUUGUGUGUGUGUGUGUGUGUGGUGGGGAUUUUGUGUGUGUGUGUGGUGGGGAUUUUGUGUGUGUGUGUGUGUGUGUGUGUGUGAUUUUUACAUGUAUGUAUAUGUGCGUGUGCCUGAGCGAGUGUGCAGAUCCUCCCCCCUCCCUCAGCCCUCCACCCUCUCGCUCAGUUGACCCCAAGCCAGAGAUGAAAGUUGAAACCAUCUCAUGCUCUUAUUUCCCCACCGAUGACGCCAGUUUUAAACCCUAGAGGUGGACAUCGAUGAACAUCCAGGUUCUGCCAAAUAUCUGCAUGAAACUUCCAUGCCAGGUGACGUGCCCCGAUCUCAAUGGAGACCUGGCUUCACCGGAUCCCAGCACAGAUCCGCCUAACGCUCCAAGGAGUCUGGUGAUUGAACCUUCACCAACUAUGCAGCAUGGUUUUAUAUAAACUGUACAAACAGUUUCAUGAGCAUUCUGUACCAGAGAGCUGGUUAGGAAUCGAACGUGAUUAAUUUUCCAAUUCAAAAAUAAAUGAUGUACGACGUU
This is a messenger RNA of Pristis pectinata (smalltooth sawfish), 4250 nucleotides long. Its product is annotated as sodium channel subunit beta-1-like. Gene Ontology annotation, cellular component: voltage-gated sodium channel complex. The record is from RefSeq and is a predicted model, not a curated record. Gene Ontology annotation, biological process: regulation of heart rate by cardiac conduction; cardiac muscle cell action potential involved in contraction; sodium ion transport. Gene Ontology annotation, molecular function: sodium channel regulator activity. The transcript has 6 exons. Lineage: Eukaryota; Metazoa; Chordata; Chondrichthyes; Rhinopristiformes; Pristidae. The coding region runs from base 273 to 944 and encodes 223 amino acids.